AUGUUGGGCAAAACAUGGUUUUUAGUUUUGUUUUUUCUGGUGGAAAAGUGGAGAGCUAAUGCAGGAGGAAGCCUUCUUCCUGAAGGUCUGACUGACCUUGUGAUAUUUUGUACAAGUGACUUCACCACUGUUUCCAAGAAGGUUUACGUCAGAACUCGUAGACUGAAGUUUGUAGGUCUUGAGAAUAUGUGGAAUCCAGUUUAUGCUCAUGUAAUUGGUGAUGUUGUUGGUAAAUUGAGAGAAAAUUUUGUGAACCAAGGGGUUGAUGAUGUUGUUCUCGAUCAUCGUCAAGAGCAGUGGGAGUUAAAACUGAUGACGCAACCAGAGGUUAUACCACUUCAACCUGACGGUAAACCUGAUCAUAGAGCUCCUGCUGUUGUUCCAGCACCCUCUGUAUAUGAAGCCAGUACUAGUGGUGCUAAUUACGUGCAAGAACAAUAUCCUGCGACAAAUCAGAGGCCGUCUCUUGGUGUUGAUCUCAAUGUUGCUGCAUAUGAGGAUUCCAUAAUGCCUCCAGGGAAAAGGCCAAAGCAGCUUGAUUCUCCGCAGCAAGAUGGCUCUUCGGAUCCUGUUAACAACCUCAACCUAGGAAAUCCAGAAGGAGAAGAAGAUUAUGAGCCAGAUUUGAAUGAAGAUGAUGAUCUUCUGGACCAGGAAGAAGAGGAUGAAGAGAGAAACAUAAAUCAGUUGAUAUUGGCACAAUAUGUAAAAAAGGUAGAUACACCCAAGAGCAGCAAUAAAUGGAGAUUCAAGUGUACUCUCAAGGACGGCAUACUCCAGUUUAACGGAAGAGAUAUCCUGUUCUCCGAGGCGAAAGGAGAUUUUGAUUAUUGA
Papaver somniferum (opium poppy) is the source of this 834-nucleotide messenger RNA. RefSeq names its product transcription initiation factor IIA subunit 1-like. Gene Ontology annotation, cellular component: transcription factor TFIIA complex. The transcript is spliced from 2 exons. Gene Ontology annotation, biological process: transcription by RNA polymerase II; transcription initiation at RNA polymerase II promoter. Bases 1 to 834 code for a protein of 277 amino acids. Lineage: Eukaryota; Viridiplantae; Streptophyta; Magnoliopsida; Ranunculales; Papaveraceae. The record is from RefSeq and is a predicted model, not a curated record.